AUGGGAGGUGAUGGUGGUAGCAUUCCUAGUCGAAUUGACCUGGUUAGGACUUCAGGAUAUGCCUUUAGCAGGAAUCUUGGUGGAAUGGGAUACUUGCCUAACACUCAGUGCAGGGCAGGCGAUGAACAUCUCUCUAGUAAUCAAAUGAAAGAACUUAGAUGGAAAACUUGCGCAUUAUCACAGGAACCUUUAGCACCUCCUAUAGUUUCCUGUAAACUGGGCUUAUUGUAUAAUAAAGAGGCAGUUUUAAAAUACAUCUUAUCCAAGAAGCCAAAGCCUUCUUUUGAACAUCUUAAGGGCCUAAGAGAUAUUAAGGACGUAGAAUUUAUGGUUGACAAGGUUACACAAAGAUUUUUGUGUCCAAUUUUAAGGACUGAACUUUCAGCCAGUAACAGAGGAGUUUUAAUAUGGAAAUGCGGUUGUUGUGUUUCAGAAAAGGCCUUCAAACAAUUCAUGAAAAAUGACUCAACUGAAGGCCUCUGCCCAAACUGUAACUCAAGUUUCAAGUAUAACCCGGAAGUUUUUAAUAAAUCUCAAACUCUUCCGUUUUCUUCAGAUUUGGUCUUUCUAGUCCCAGAUUUAAAUGAAGAAGGACUUUUAAGAACUAAGUUACUACACCUCAAUAAUAAAACAAUUAAAACACAAUAA
Messenger RNA from Theileria annulata, 648 nucleotides. RefSeq lists its product as uncharacterized. Gene Ontology annotation, cellular component: nucleus. The record is from RefSeq and is a predicted model, not a curated record. The transcript has 3 exons. Gene Ontology annotation, biological process: mitotic DNA replication termination; site-specific DNA replication termination at RTS1 barrier. Lineage: Eukaryota; Apicomplexa; Aconoidasida; Piroplasmida; Theileriidae. Bases 1 to 648 code for a protein of 215 amino acids.